ACAUCGGACAAAAUGAAGACAACAUCUGUUUGGUGUUUUUUUUCUGUCCUUGUACUGUCUAAGACUGUAUUCUUGAAAAGUAUUUCUGGAUCUGCGACUUCCCCUCCAGAGAAAAGAAGUGUUCAACCGCCAUUCUUUGCUGGUGGUAGUCCUCCAAAAGGGCUACCUGGUACUUCUCAAGGGAUCGAAAUCGAGCAGACGCUGCCUUAUGAUCCUCCAGGCACUCCACCUUAUUUUUUUUCUCUCUUUGAUCCAAGCACCAAUACACCGUUUUAUUCAGCUUACAAAGUUACACCUGCUCAGUCAAAGGACAUUGGGAAAGGAAGAAGGCCGGGUAGAAUACGCUGGAGAGAAGGCGGUGUGGAGAGAGGUGUUCCUGAUCUCAAAAUUGCUUAUAAGGAAGCAAUCGAAAAAAACCGAGAACGUCUUAGAGGAUCACGUCCAAACCAAGAAUUAACCAAAGGCCAUUUGAAUCCCUCAGCGAUAAAUUCCUUUAACGAAAAAUUCAUGGACGCUACCUACACAUUUACCAAUGUAGUACCUCAGUUUGCAGCGUCGAACUUUUAUUUGACGAAGUUUGAGACAAAAGUGGAAAAUUAUGCAAAGGACAAUUGUGGCAAGAAAGAUGGAACCCUCUACCUUUUGACUGGCAGAUCAGAAAAUGGCCUUGUCACUAGUCCGGCGGGGAUAGCCGUUAAGGAUUCUACAAAUGUACUUCCUAAGCCCUUUCCGACGGAUACGUUUGUGCAAGGUACAAUAACACUUGUAACUCCUCGUUCUCUGUGGACAGCUGUUUGCUGUAUAUGGCAAGUACCAGGUGAGGAGAAGAAAAGAGCAGAAUCUUUUGCAAUGAUGAGGGGAGGGGGUGGUCUAUCUCCCCCCGGAUAA
This is a messenger RNA of Pocillopora verrucosa, 888 nucleotides long. The record is from RefSeq and is a predicted model, not a curated record. Lineage: Eukaryota; Metazoa; Cnidaria; Anthozoa; Scleractinia; Pocilloporidae.